Aspergillus ruber CBS 135680 is the source of this 564-nucleotide messenger RNA. RefSeq lists its product as uncharacterized. Gene Ontology annotation, biological process: autophagy of mitochondrion. The coding region runs from base 1 to 564 and encodes 187 amino acids. Gene Ontology annotation, cellular component: mitochondrion. Lineage: Eukaryota; Fungi; Ascomycota; Eurotiomycetes; Eurotiales; Aspergillaceae. The record is from RefSeq and is a predicted model, not a curated record. The transcript is spliced from 2 exons.
AUGCCGUGUCCCAUCACCGUCUCCAAGUUCGUGGGAACGGUUUCCCUAGGCCUGUUGACUGGCCUUUCCUACACAACCACAACCGUAACCAUUCCCUCUCUAAAACUCCUCCCCACUUCUACCUCUGCGGCGCGCUCCCUCACCGAAGCCAAACGCCUCUCCCGCAAGCACUCCUUCCGUCUCACCAACGUCGCCAACACGACCCUGCUCCUGGCCUAUCUCGUCUCCCCGCGCCACCGCAAACACCCCUACCUCGUGUGGAUGUGUCUGGCCUCGGCUCUGGGCUCGUACGGCAUCGACUACUGGUUUAACAGACAGUCCGGGGUUCAGAACUGGGUGGUUAGUAUUUGGCAGGAGAGUUACUGUGCGUCUCUGCUUGGAAAGGGUGUGCCAGGGAAGAAGGAGGAGGAUAUUGUUGUUGUGGAGGCAGAAGAGGGUGGUGUUAAUGGAGAGAGGGUACAGGAGGAGAUGGAGGAGGAGAGAGUUGCCCAUUUGGUGAGAGGAGUGUUUUCGGGGGCUGCGUUGGCGAUGGGGAUUGUUGGGCUUUGGGGCGAUAGGAAGUGA